Molecule: messenger RNA, 965 nt
Organism: [Torrubiella] hemipterigena
Lineage: Eukaryota; Fungi; Ascomycota; Sordariomycetes; Hypocreales; Clavicipitaceae
Source: the annotation of a GenBank genome assembly
CCCAAUAAUCACGGCUGCAUCCUACAAACUCUCUGUAAUCGUGCAAAUCCAUCAGGAUCCGUCUAUAAAAUCCUCAUCUAUCCUCCCACUCAUCCCUUCUUUCUCACCAGCUCUACACACAACAACCACUUCCUCACUUCCAAUAACACUCAACAUGAAGUUUUCUCUCUUCGCCAUGACCGCCAUGGUCGCCACUGCCUUUGCAGCCCCCUCUGUGCCCACCAACACCGUCAAUGACGCUGUUGAGCAGCUCACUGACAUUGUCGUCGACGACCUCGGUGUCGGCGAGCUCCUCUCCAAGCGCGACGAGCCCAUCAAGGAUGCCACCGGCCUCAUUAACGUGCUGUCUACUGGCCUUGACAGCAUCAAGGUCACCACUGGCGCCAUCAACACGACGCUUGCGCAGGUCCAGAGCGGCGCUGUCAGCAAAGACAAUGGCACCGCUACUGCUGGCACCCAGCUGACUGAGCUGCACUACAAACUCACUGAGAUUCUGCAAAAGUUACUAGGUGCUGCAGGCAUCGACAUCCAGGCUGCUGACCACGACAAGGUGCUCGGUCUUAUCGUCGAGCUUGUUUCUGAGGUCCUCUACACCGUCAAGGCGCUGCUGACUGUCCUGGGUGUCCGCAAGGUGCUUGCCUCCAUCCUGCAGUCCGUCUUCACUCUGCUUGCCGAGAUUCUCAGUGCCCUUGUUAGUCUCAUUGGCACUCUUGUCCCUGCUCUGAUCGCUGCCCUCUCCCCUCUCCUCUCUGCUCUCGGCAACACUGUCUUGGCUCCUCUCCUCAGCAUCAUUGCUGAUCUCCUUGCCAGCCUUACUGGCGCCAAGUAAAUCUUUACUCUUAAGGAUUACAAUCACAAUAGCCAAAGACGUUUGGCUUAUUCAUCUUGCCAUGUUCCGGUAACAUGCUGUGCUGAUAGUAGCACCUUUACUUUCUCUUAUAAAUAAAUAUACAACACGUGUCUAU